Messenger RNA from Oncorhynchus gorbuscha (pink salmon), 2415 nucleotides. RefSeq names its product deubiquitinase DESI2-like. Bases 218 to 817 code for a protein of 199 amino acids. The record is from RefSeq and is a predicted model, not a curated record. The transcript is spliced from 5 exons. Gene Ontology annotation, biological process: protein deubiquitination. NCBI's taxonomy places the organism in Eukaryota, Metazoa, Chordata, Actinopteri, Salmoniformes, Salmonidae. Gene Ontology annotation, molecular function: deubiquitinase activity.
AUGACAGACAUUAUUAUAAUAACCAUCAUUCAUCUACCCUGGGGCUCCGUUCAGUCCAGUACGCCGCGGUGUGAGUAGCCCAUCCGGGAAGCGCACAUCAGCAGAGUACCAUCCUAUGCGCCUCUUGGGUGUCGAGGGCGAGAGGUGCUAACUGUUCCCCGAGCAAUUACGUCGGAGGGAAGAGGACGACGUUGCCUUGCCAUCUCAGGAUUAAACCAUGGCUAAUGAACCUGUCAUCCUUAAUGUGUAUGAUAUGUACUGGAUCAACGAGUACACUUCCACUCUGGGUGUUGGAGUCUACCACUCAGGCAUUGAGAUCUAUGGACGAGAGUUUGCGUAUGGAGGUCAUCCGUACCCAUUUAGUGGUAUAUUUGAAAUAAACCCUGGAAACACCACUGAAUUAGGAGAGACCUUCAAAUUCAAGGAGGCCAUCGCUUUGGGCACAACAGACUUUGCUGUGGAGGAUAUGGAUAAAAUCAUGGAGGACCUGGGAACAGAUUUCAAGGGCAACUCCUACCAUCUAAUGCACAAGAACUGCAACCACUUCUCCUCCUCGCUGUCUGAGCUGUUGUGUGGGCGUGAGAUCCCUCGCUGGGUGAACCGCUUGGCCUACUUCAGCUCCUGCGUGCCCUUCCUCCAGACCUGCCUCCCUAAGGAGUGGCUGACCCCCGCUGCCCUCCAGAGCCACAUCAGCAUGGGGCUCCACAAGGAGGAGCGGGAGGCUGGAGAGUCCAGCGACGAGGACCCCAACUCAGCCUCCGGGACCGCUGGGGCUGGCACCGGAUCCUCACACAGCUAUCGCCAUACACUAGUCUGAACCAAUAACUGUAGGUCUGAAGAGAAUAGCCAAUAGGACUCUCUUUAUAAUGACCUUUGACCUCUGGACCAGAAGGUCACCAGCUCAGCCCUGCAGGGGAUGUGUAGUGAUAUUAUAUCUGUGGGCCUGACUGAAUAACCACCUGACCUCAUAGUAGCACCACUCUGAGAACAGAGAUGGAGGACGGAUGAUGAAUUAGGAUGCUAGUACUAAACUCAUAAAGCCGCCGGGCCAAGGGGACCUGCAAAAUCCACCUGGAUCCUUUUCCUGCUUUUCUCCCUUUUUUUCAGAGUACCGUAGAUAUAUUCUGAAGGAUUUGUUAUAGGCGUUGACAAACUAACUCAGACCACGGCAUGGUUCUCUCAGAUUGACCACAGCUACAUUAUGUAGGGACGGCAGGGUAGCCUAGUGGUUAGAGCGUUGGACUAGUAACCGGAGUGUUGCAAGUUCAAAUCGCCGAGCUGACAAGGUACAAAUCUGUCGUUCUGCCCUUUGAACAGGCCGUUAACCCACUGUUCCUAGGCCGUCAUUGAAAAUAAGAAUUUGUUUUUAACUGACUUGCCAAGUUAAAUAAAAGUAAGGUAUGUACUAUAGGGCUGGGGUACUUUCUAGUGUUUGUCUUUUUCCCAGGUAUUUUUAAACCUUUGUCAGCCUUCAUCCCGAAUGCCCUUCUUCCAGAGCAGCUUCUUCUUUAGACUAGAUGUAUAUCUGACACCACAGAGAUGCACCCAACUAGAUGUAUAUCUGACACCACAGAGAUGCACCCAACUAGAUGUAUAUCUGACACCACAGAGAUGCACCCAACUAGAUGUAUAUCUGACACCACAGAGAUGCACCCGACUAGAUGUAUAUCUGACACCACAAAGAUGCACCCGAUGCCAAUUUCGGGAUGCAGUCUUAUUAAGUAUCUCUCAGUCUGAGACGACUGGUAUUGUGGCACUAGCAGGAUGUUACUCUCUGCUAGUUUCAAGAGGUUCAAUAGCUCCCUUCCUUGGCCUUCAGUUGUAAUGGUCAGUGAUGCCUGUUUUGUUGAUGUGUUGGGGUAAGUUAAUAUGCUGGCCAUUUUAGAAGUUGAAGAAGCAGAACCAUACAUAGCGAUAUAUAUUCUCUGUUUGGGAGGAACUCCCUGUGGGUUGUUUUGAACGAGCACGUUUCUGCUAAACGUCAUUCUUUUUAACUCAAAACAAUGUGUCAAGAAACAAAGGAUUCGACAAUAAGAAGUGAAGACAUCUAAAUUUAAUCUCUGAUCGUAUUCAUUUUAUCAUAUGAAUAUUUAUAUUAGGGUGUUAUUUGUCCAUAGCAUGGUCUCGUGCAUUGUUUAACAAGAUGGUGUCUGCACCCCAUGUAUUUUUGCCAAUUUACCACUAUCGUGAAUAACACUGUCAGAUGACUCUGAAAGUUGCAUUUACACUCUUCUUCCAUGGAAAUCUUUCAUGAUGAAACUCAUAGUAACUGUUGAAUCACAGGCCUUGGAUGACACUCCCUGCUGCCUUCCCUGCUGCCUUCCCUGCUGCCUUCCCUACUGCCUUCCCUACUGCCUUCCCUACUGCCUCCCAAACUGCCUUCCCUGCUGCCUUCCCUGCUGCCUCCCCCACUGC